CUACAAGUAUAACAUUGCGGUUCUGUUUUGAUGUACUUCUACUUCUAGACUUGCACAUAAAUGCUUUGGCAUCGAAUUCUAAAGUUAGCAAACGCUUAUUCACCGGUCAUAUAUUAGCGAAAUACGUUUUGGGUAUUCCGGAUAACGCAGACUCCCUUUGAUAAUUUGCGAAAAGUGUACAGCUGAUCCAUUGCCCAGACUUUCGUGUGCUACACACAGCGGAAGAAUGGCUGCGUUACCACUGGAACCUACGGACCAUCCUUAUUAUCGAAAUACAAAAGUAACCAGUCUGUCUGUCACUGAUGUGCGGUAUCCCACGUCCUUGUUUGCUGACGGGUCCGAUGCUAUGCACACUGAUCCAGACUAUUCUUGUGCAUACGUUGUCCUGCAGACGGAUCAUCCCGACGGACACGAAGGGCAUGGAUUAACUUUUACUCUAGGCAAAGGCACUAAUGUGGUAAUCGCCGCUGUCAACGCGCUCGAACAUCUUGUGGUGGACCGGAAUGUCCAUGGGAUAUUCGCUAAUUUCGCUGCAUUUUACCGCACUAUCAGCAGUGAGAGCCAAAUCCGCUGGAUCGGGCCGGAAAAGGGCGCAUUGCAUUUGGCUACAGCGGCGGUUCUCAAUGCACUGUGGGAUUUAUGGGCUAAACUGGAAGGCAAACCGUUGUGGAAAUUAAUUGUGGAUUUGCAGCCCGAACAAAUCAUUUCAGCCAUUGACUUCCGCUACAUCCGCGACGCUCUUACUGAAAAUGAGGCGCUGACCAUUUUGAGAGAAGGGCAGACUGGGAAACAAGAUCGCGUACGAGAAAUGGAGAAAAAUGGAUAUCCGGCGUAUUCCACUAGUUGUGGAUGGCUUGGUUACGAAUCUGACUUGUUACGAAAGAAACUCCGCACAUUUAUUCGGGCCGGAUGGACACGGUUCAAAGUGAAAGUCGGUGGAUCACUAGACGAUGACAUUCGGCGACUGACAAUCGUACGCGAAGAAAUUGGCUACGAUAAGCUACUGAUGGUCGAUGCCAACCAGAAAUGGGAUGUUCCGGAAGCCAUUUCCUGGAUGCAGCAGCUGGCCCGCUUUAAACCCUUGUGGAUCGAAGAGCCAACUAGCCCGGACGACGUCCUCGGUCACGCUGCGGUUGCCAAGGCCCUGGCACCGCUGGGCAUCGGCGUGGCAACGGGGGAACAAUGUGCAAAUCGGGUCAUCUUUAAACAGCUUCUCCAAGCGAGCGCCAUUUCAUAUUGUCAAAUUGACACGUGUCGGCUGGGAAGUAUCAACGAAAUUCUGGCGGUACUGCUAAUGGCCUGCAAAUUUGGCGUUCCCGUAUGCCCACAUGCCGGUGGUGUAGGAUUGUGCGAGCUGGCCCAGCACAUGGCGUUCAUCGAUUACAUUGUCAUUUCCAAAAGUCUGGAUAAUCGUGUGCUGGAAUACGUUGAACAUCUGCAUGAGCAUUUCGCGGCCCCGGUAACCAUGAAGGAACAGAACUACGUUCCACCGACAGCACCCGGUUACCUCGUUGGGAUGCUACCGUCGUCCAUUGCGAAGUACCAGUUUCCUAACGGGCCAGUGUGGAAAGAUUUGAUGCAGCACAAAGCUAAACCAGUUUAGCUGCAUUUUACUGAAUUUCUCAAUAUCUACCGUGUGUCUACAACACUAAAUCCAUACGAGUAUCGUGGUGCAAACACGAAUUCGAAAAACAAAACUGUUAAUGGUAAA
This is a messenger RNA of Paramacrobiotus metropolitanus, 1711 nucleotides long. RefSeq names its product mitochondrial enolase superfamily member 1-like. Gene Ontology annotation, biological process: amino acid catabolic process; carbohydrate catabolic process. Lineage: Eukaryota; Metazoa; Tardigrada; Eutardigrada; Parachela; Macrobiotidae. Bases 227 to 1603 code for a protein of 458 amino acids. Gene Ontology annotation, molecular function: L-fuconate dehydratase activity; magnesium ion binding. The record is from RefSeq and is a predicted model, not a curated record. The transcript has 6 exons.